CGAAACCCAGACCGCCCCGGACGAAACCCAGACCGCCCCGGACGAAACCCAGACCGCCCCGGACCAGGGCCAGACCGCGCCGGACGAAACCCAGACCGCCCCGGACCAGGGCCAGACCGCCCCGGACGAAGACCAGACCGCCGAUGAACCUGAACCCCAUCACCAGGGAGAAAGCUCAGGCCCUUUGGUGGCCUGGCUGCAUCAGACCGCAGACGGGCCCCCCAGGAAGGACCUGGCCCAGGUAGUAGGGAACCUGAAGGUCCGUGUGAAGGGAGUCAGGAAGCUGAGGGCGGAAAGAGAAAUCCUGGACCCAGGCCAGACCGCCCAGGACCCAAACCAGCUCCCCAAUGUGCCUGACAGCCCCCCCACAAAGCCCCUGGCCCAGGUCAUGGGGAACUUGAGGUUCGGGCUGAAGGGCUUCAAAAAGCUGAGGGUUAAACCAGCAUCCACCUCCCGGCUUGAUGAGGAGAAGCCUUUGGGCCAACCUUCAGGCCGGAGCCCCUUGCCUGGCCAGACCGCCCCGGACCCAAGCCAGACCGCACCGGACCCAAGCCAGACCGCACCGGACCCAAGCCAGAUCCCAGAGGAACCUGAACCCCAACACCAGGGAGAAGGCUCAGGCCCUUUCGUGGCCUGGCUGCAUCAGACCGCAGACGGGCCCCCCAGGAAGGACCUGGCCCAGGUAGUGGGGAACCUUAAGGUCCGGGUGAAGGGGGUCAGGAAGCUGAGGGCGAAAAGAGAAACCAUGGACCCAGGCCAGACCCCCCAGGACCCAAACCAGCUCCCCAAUGUGCCUGACAGCCCCCCCACAAAGGCCCUGGCCCAGGUCAUGGGGAACCUCAGGUUCCGGGUAAAGGGCCUCAAAAAGAAGAGGGUUGAAGCACCAACCACCUCCCGGCUCGAUGAGGAGAAGCCUUUGGGCCACCCAUCAGGCCGGAGCCCCUUCCCUGGCCAGACCGCCCCGGACCAAGGCCAGACCGCCCCGGACCCAAGCCAGACCGCCCCGGACCCAAGCCAGUCCGCCCCGGACCCAAGCCAGACCGCCCCGGACCCAAGCCAGAUCCCCGAGGAACCUGCAGACAGGGCCCCGACAAAGGAUCUGUCGAGGAACAUGAGGGUCCGGGUGAGGGCACCAAGAAAGAAGAGGGUCAAAACUGAUACCACCGCCCUGACGGAGCAGGAGGAGGAGAAGCCUUUGGGCCGCCCUUCACGCCAGAACCCCUUUAGGCGCAUCAAGAUGGCCUGGUCCGACCCAAAGGCCGUCAUCACCACCGACGCACCCCCGAACACCCCUGAGCAUCAGGAUGUGGUCAUCGAGGCCGAGGAGGAGGGGGAAGCCACAGCUCAGGCUGAGGGGACGGGCCUCAGGCCCCGGGUCAAUAAGUGGCUGAACCGUAGAAUGAAGGAAAUGUCCACAUUCGCGGCACGGUUCCAGUGUGGGUCAUGUGUGCACUAAGAAAAAAAAAAGAAAGAAAAGAAAAUAGCAUAUAAAAACAAAAAAAAAACAACUGCAAGAUAAAAUGUAUAACGGCGCCACUGUACAGACAAAGUAUGCACGUCAAACAUCUGAUGGUGCCCGACCAAGUCCACAUCGAUGUGAAGUCACACAGGAGGGAAACCCCAGCUUUGUCUAAGCCCGGGUGAAUUUAAACAAAGUAAUGAAACAUCUGAUGGGACUCAACCAAGUCCUCAUCGAUGUUGCGUCACACUGAGGUGUGUCAUACUUUGUUUAAAUUCACCUACGCUAGGACAAAGCUGGGGUUUCACUCCAGUGGGAUGUCACAUCGAUGUGGACCUGGGCUGGACUUAUCCGAUGUUUGACGUCCAUACUUUGUCUGGGCCCAGGUGAAUUUAAACAAAGUGUGUACGUCCAAUAACUGAAGUGACCCGACCAGGUCGACAUCGAUGUGACAUCCCACAGGAGUGAAACCCCAGCUUUGUCUGAGCCCGGGUGAAUUUAAACAAAGUAGUCAUCUGAUGGGACUCAACCAAGUCCUCAUCGGUGUUACAUCACACUGAGGUGUGUGAUGCUUUGUUUAAAUUCACCUGCGCUUGGACCCAGCUGCGGCUUCUCUCCAGUGUGAUGUCACAUCGACGUGGACUUGGUCGGGUCCCAUCCGGUGUUGGACGUACAUACUUUGUUUCAAUUCGCCUGGGCCCAACUGCAAUUCAUGUAUAAAAAAACAAAUAAAAAUGUUUGCCGAAAU
This is a messenger RNA of Gadus morhua (Atlantic cod), 2207 nucleotides long. RefSeq names its product probable helicase with zinc finger domain. The transcript is spliced from 6 exons. The record is from RefSeq and is a predicted model, not a curated record. Bases 389 to 1456 code for a protein of 355 amino acids. Lineage: Eukaryota; Metazoa; Chordata; Actinopteri; Gadiformes; Gadidae.